Messenger RNA from Phalaenopsis equestris, 1121 nucleotides. Its product is annotated as ethylene-responsive transcription factor ERF003-like. The transcript has a single exon. Gene Ontology annotation, molecular function: DNA-binding transcription factor activity; DNA binding. NCBI's taxonomy places the organism in Eukaryota, Viridiplantae, Streptophyta, Magnoliopsida, Asparagales, Orchidaceae. Gene Ontology annotation, biological process: regulation of DNA-templated transcription. The coding region runs from base 283 to 1044 and encodes 253 amino acids. The record is from RefSeq and is a predicted model, not a curated record.
UCUAUUUCAUUAAUCACCCCUCAUUCGCAAACUGUUAAAUUACUCAUUUGGUUUCUUUAAACAACAAUACGCCUUCUGACAACAACUUCUGCCGCCCGAUCCCUUCGACCACGGGACGAUCAAACAGCAAGCAAACAAAAUCAAAAACAAGAACAGCCAAAAUACAAUCAGAAAAGCCAAAAAAGCAAAAAACUUCAUCCUCUGUAAACCAUAUUAGAAUCAUCUCUGUUUCCUCAUAAAUAUCCCUUCUAUGUUUGCAGAAAACUGCGCGGCGUCAGAAGAAUGCGAACGACGAAGAGGAAACACAACAGUAAAGAAAAAAUGGAAGCUUUCUCCUCAACAGCCACAGCAGCCACCAUGAAUCAGCCGAAAAAGCGUUACAUGGGAGUCCGGCAAAGCCCAUCCGGUCGAUGGGUGGCAGAGAUUAAAGGCACGACGCAAAAGAUCCGCCUUUGGCUUGGCACCUUCGAUACUGCAGAGCAAGCUGCUCGCGCUUAUGAUGAGGCCGCCUGCCUUCUUCGUGGAGCUAACACUAGGACAAACUUUUGGCCGCGUUCUGCGUCUUCCAUUCUCCCAGCGAAGGUCCUCAACAGACUGCGCAGCCAUAUAGAAACCCAGAGGGAAGCUGGUGCUGAAACGCCUUCGAUGACUGAUGGUCUAGCAAGCCAGAUGGGUGCAGAACCCAUCAACAGAAUGGAUUACAGUGAGGCGAUGAUCAGUGAUGUGUGUAUUUCAAGUACAGCUCAAAGUGGUGAGGAGAAUGAAUUCGGUUUGAGUUUUUGGAAUACAGAGUCGGUCUGCGUUCAUGAUGUGAGGCAGGGGAAAGAGGAGGAAGUGGAUAAGGGGGGUGUUAAUUUGGCAGAGAUGUGGGAAGAACAGUUGGCAUGCGUCUACGCGCCGUUUGAGAUGCCUGUAGUGAUGGAGGAAGCGAGGAGGAAGGCGGAGAUGGAGACUUAUGAGUACUGGUUGAUGCUGUCUUCUGCAGCAAAAGAUGUCCUUGUUUCUUCUUCUUCCUCUUCUUCUUCUUCUUCAUUUUUAUGGUGACAGAGAGUGAGAAUGAAGUAUGAUGGAGUGGUUUGUUGUGAUGGUUUUGAUCUUGGAUGAUUAGUUGAAGAACGUGU